Enterobius vermicularis (human pinworm) is the source of this 1140-nucleotide messenger RNA. Lineage: Eukaryota; Metazoa; Nematoda; Chromadorea; Rhabditida; Oxyuridae. The record is from the annotation of a GenBank genome assembly.
AUGCUGUAUCUGAAAACGCUUGACGACAAUCUUAAUGCGGUUUCCUCACAGUUGAACAAAUCUGUCGAGAUACUCAAUUCGACAAAUAAAUGCGCAUCCUGCUUGCAACCAAUAUUAGAUCAGUAUUUUUUGAUGAUAGCCGAUCGAAGUUGGCAUACAGGCUGUCUUCGGUGCUGUCUUUGUCAACGGCCUCUCAGCACAUCACCGUCCUGUUUCUUAAAAGAUGGGCUGGUUUUCUGUCGUCAAGAUUAUACCACGUGCGUUAUUUGUCACACUUAUAUGAAACGGUGUGAGAGGUGUAGUGUAGUACUUUGCUGCGAUGACCUGGUAAUGAGAGCUCGAGACGCUAUAUUCCACCUGCGAUGCUUCACCUGCAUCGUUUGUGAUGUUCAACUUCGGCCAGGACAAAUGUUUGCAAUGGCAGAUAAUGGAACUUUAUACUGUCAAGAUCAUUAUGGUCCAGUAAGCUCUACAAAUUCGCAACUUCCAAGUAUGAAAAUUGAGGCGUCUGAGGAGCGGUACAAGCGAAAAAAACAGCGUUGUAAGAAAAGUAAAAAGUUGUCGGAAGAUGGCGAAAAUGUUUCAGAUCAUUUAGAAUUUUGCGAGGAAGAAAAUCAAAUUCAAACGCAUAAAUCGAAACGAAUGCGGACAAGUUUCAAGCAUCAUCAGCUUCGAACAAUGAAAAGCUAUUUUAAUCUGAAUCAUAAUCCAGAUGCAAAAGACCUUAAACAACUUGCUCAACGAACUGGAUUGACCAAGAGGGUUUUGCAAGUUAGAAUUGAUAAUUCUCUGAUUUUAUUCGUUUGGUUUCAGAACGCUAGAGCUAAAUUUCGACGUAAUACAAUGCAGUCUCGCGAUAUGAUAAUGAUCACACCAAGUUCAACGCAAAGUCCCAGUAUAGCUUCAAAUAAUGAUAAGAUAUAUAUCGAAUCAAAAGUCAAAUCACUGACGGAAACUAGUCGAAAGUCAUCACUGAGCCCAGACGAGGUGAAAAAGAAGAAUGUCGCAUUCUGUGACACAACAAAUUCAAUUGACAACUCUGAUAUAAUUAUUAAUGCACUAAAAUUAGAAGAUGGUUGUGAUGAUCAGACUGAAAAGUCGCUAACAGAAUAUUUUGAUGCCGAUACAACACUGUUAUGA